Messenger RNA from Perkinsus marinus ATCC 50983, 182 nucleotides. Its product is annotated as Small nuclear ribonucleoprotein G, putative. The record is from RefSeq and is a predicted model, not a curated record. Lineage: Eukaryota; Perkinsozoa; Perkinsida; Perkinsidae. Gene Ontology annotation, biological process: spliceosomal snRNP assembly; mRNA splicing, via spliceosome. The annotation marks the transcript as partial. The transcript is spliced from 2 exons. Gene Ontology annotation, molecular function: RNA binding. Gene Ontology annotation, cellular component: U2 snRNP; U12-type spliceosomal complex; P granule.
UAAAGCUGAACGGCAAUCGUCACGUUGUUGGAGUGCUCAGAGGCUACGACCAGUUUAUGAAUCUCGUACUGGAUAAUGCGGUUGAGUUGGUCUCUCGCACGGAGAAGAAGGAUAUUGGUAUGACCGUCAUUCGGGGUAACUCGGUGCUCAUGUGGGAGUGCCUCGACAGGGUGACACAGUAG